Messenger RNA from Polychytrium aggregatum, 3213 nucleotides. RefSeq lists its product as uncharacterized. Gene Ontology annotation, molecular function: ATP binding; protein kinase activity; protein binding. Bases 1 to 3213 code for a protein of 1070 amino acids. The record is from RefSeq and is a predicted model, not a curated record. Gene Ontology annotation, biological process: protein phosphorylation. Lineage: Eukaryota; Fungi; Chytridiomycota; Chytridiomycetes; Polychytriales. The transcript has 4 exons.
AUGGCCCUCGACGUCUCUGACGUUGUUGCCUCCAUCUCGUCCCUCACCGAGUCGCUCCACGGCGGAGCGUUGCUUGGUGUCUGCAAGAUUGCUCUCAAGCUCUACUUGGCUGUCAAGCUUGCCGAAGAAAACACCAAAUCCUGGGGCACCCUCGCAGCAAAGUCCUAUAGCAUACUCUUUACUCUCUCCCAGUACCAGAGCGACAGUCCCCUGUUCCAUCAGCAAGCGCAUCGUCUCGUUGUCUUUCACCAGCAGAUCCAUGCCUAUUUCCAAGAAAAGAUCGAAGCUGUGUCCAAGCUCGAGCGUGUGCUCAUGGGAGGCUCUGUUCGCAAGAGAAUCGAGCAGUUCUGCUCUGAGCUGGACAGCCUCUGGCAGAGCGUCAUGUUGGCCCUUACGGUGACCGUCGCCAGCCGAGUCGAUGCCACUCUGGACAUUGUCCAGGCGAUCCGCGACGACGAAGACCGGGAGAAGCGGUUCUUUGAAACGCUGGAACCCAUGCUGCAACGAAACCAGGAGCAGGUUCUCGCCAAAGUGGGCAUCCUCUUGGACCAGCAGCAAGAUUGGCAGAUCCGAAACACAACUGCUGUCCUGCAAGCGUACGUUAUGGAAGCGUCGUCCGAGCAGAGCGACAAAGGCAUCCCCACCGCUCUCCUGCGCCUCCUCAAGGCACAGUCCAAAGUCUCUGGCAUGAUGCGGGAUGAACCCUGGCGGAUCCUCCCAAAGCACGUCGUCAACUGGUCGCCGCAGCCGAUUGCUGAAGGAGGUUUCGGGGCCGUCUAUCGGGCAACCUACCAUGGCGCUGAUGUUGCUGUCAAGCAGCUCCAUAGCAAAAUGGACUCGCGCCAAAUCCUCAAGUUCCAUGAGGAAAUAUCCCACUGGCACCAACUCGACCACCCGCACGUCCUCAAGCUGCUCGGCGCCUGCGAUCUGGUGGAGAAACCCUUCAUGAUAUCUGCAUUCAUGGCCAACGGAUCCCUCGCCGACCUGGUCUCGCAUCCGUACAAGCCCAUCCCGGUGGAACAAAAGUAUCGCCUCAUAUACGAGGUCUCCUCUGGAAUGGCCUAUCUCCACAGUCGCAGCAUCGUCCAUGGUGACUUGAAAGGAUCGAAUGUCCUGAUCAACGAAGCCGGUCGGGCCCUCAUCGCAGACUUUGGAAUGGCUCGCACCCGCAGCAUCUCCUUGAGCUUCUCGACUGCCAAAGCGGCGCCCGACAAUAGCCGUGGAACCAUGGCGUACAUGGCACCAGAGCUCUUUACCACCCGCUCCUCAUUCAAGUCAGAUGUGUAUGCAUUCGCCAUGACCGCGUACGAAGUAUUUACCGACGGAACAGUUCCGUUUGAGGACGAAGGUAUCCACGUCGACAUAUUUCCCGCCUGCCUCGCGCAAGGUCGCCGUCCUGAACGUCACCAGGGCGUCCCAGAUGACGCCUGGGAUUGGAUGCAGCUAUGGUGGAAACAAGCUCCGGAUGAACGACCCGAUUUUACAACGAUCAUGAUGACCUUGACCGUGUACAAGAUGGUUGUCCCGGAGCUGCCUGGUCGCCUUGGCAUCGGUAGCCCCGGCAUCGGCGCCAGAGCAAGCAAAGCCAAUCCCGGCAAAACCACCGACGCCGGCACAAGUUACAACAUGGAGCGAGCCAGAAACCUCGUCAAGGACAAACCUGCGUUCCAUCCAGACUGGAUCCAGGCCACAGCGCUCUUUCACCAGAGCAUCGUCUCUGGAAACACCGAGGCCCUCAAUGACCUUGCCUGGGCCAAUUUCCUCGGCGUCGGGGUGCAACAGAACAUGUCAACUGCACUGACCUGCUGGAGCGAUGCCUCCAGAGGAAACGAGCUGGCCAAGCCUGUGCCGUAUUAUGCCAGCGAGGCAACGUUCAUGCUUGGCUGGCUCCACUAUCUGGGCCUCGGCAUCCCCAGAAAUAUGCGCCAAGGGUCUGCACUGUUUCAGUGCAGCGCCGCCAGCGGCUUUCAGCUGGCCAAAGAGGCCCUCUCGCCCAACGGUCGAAGCAGUAUAUGUGGCAUCUUCACGGACAACCCCGAUGCCCAGCAGUUCUUCAGACACUGUUCACUCCGGCCUGAAGGCCAUUGGCUGUGCACCUACCUGCGCGCAAUCUGCCACUUUUACGGGUUCGGAACAGAUCCCAAUCAGCCCAAAGGCUACCAGAUGAUGCGUGAGCUCGCCAACGCCGGUGUCGAUAUUGCUCAGUGCUUUGUCGGCGAAUGCCUCAGGGACGGAUAUGGCACCACCACCAACAGCAGCGACGCCUUCCGCUGGUUCAUGAAAUCUGCAAACCAAGGCAACGCAGCCGCUCAGAAUUGGGUCGGCAUCUGCUACUACCAUGGCAAAGGUACCAGCCAGAGCGUUGAGUCCGCCAUCGCCUGGUACUCCAAGUCUGCCAAGCAGCAUCACCCAUGGGGCCUCCACAACCUCGCCGAGUGUUACCAAAACGGCAAAGGCGUCAAGCAAGACUUUGCCAAGGCCGCCGAACUCUUCCACCAGGCCGCUCUUGAAGGCAACGCAAGCUCACAGAACAUGCUGGGCUCGCUCUACUACAAUGGGAAGGGUGUGGUCCAGGACCACCAAGCCGCCGUCCAGUGGUUUCUCAAGGCAGCCGAGAAUGGACACUCGUGGGGCCAACACAAUUUGGGACAAUGCUACCACGACGGAUGCGGAGUCAAGAAGGACCACGCCAAAGCCGCAGAAUGGCUGCUGAAGGCUGCUCGAUCGGGCAACGCCAGCUCCCAGAACCUGCUUGGAUUCCUCUAUUCCCAAGGCCUGGGGGUGCCCCGGAACGACAAGAUCGCGGCCGAAUGGUUCCGCAAAUCGGCCGAGGCAGGAAACGCGGGGGGACAACACAACAUGGGCAAUAUCUAUCACGACGGUCGGGGUGUCGAGAAAAACUUGGCCGAGGCCGCGCGAUGGUACGCCAGAUCGGCCGAGCAAAGCUACGUAUUCGCACAGAUCAAGCUGGGCGAGUGCUAUCAGCGAGGGGAAGGCGUUCAGCAAGACGACGAGACCGCCGUAGGACUGUUCCAAGCAGCCGCAAAGAAGGGGAACCUCGAUGCCCAAUACCGCGUGGGCGAAUGCUACUUGAAUGGCCGAGGCGUCGGGAAGAGUAAAUUCAAGGCUGCCCAGUGGUUUCGGACCGCCUCCGCCUCUGGCCACAUGGCUGCCCGCACCAAGCUCCAGCAGCUCGAGGCACGUCAGGGCUGA